AUGGACUGGAGUAUCCUUGGCCUAGACCAACCACUGAUUGAGCCUCAAAGCAUUGAUACGGAUCAUCUCAUAGCAACACCGCCCAUCAGUGAUGAUACCUGCCCAGCCCCAUCUGCUCAGGUCACUAUAGUGUCUCAACUGACUGAUCUCAUGGCUAUAUUCGAUCGUAUGCAGAACAGCCCUCCUGCCUCGUUGACACAACAUCUCACCUUACGCAAACUCAACGAGUUCAUGAAAAUUUGCGACGUCAACGUUGGGGCAUUUCUUGAAGAGUUACUCCAGAGUGCCCAAAAGCUGGUCCACCUAUACCCUCAAGUUCUCAAACAACUUGAACCUCGGGUUCCGAUGCUACCCCCAGAGUGCGAACCCAGACUCGACAUUCCGGAAAUCAAGAUCGGUUCCUUUGUUGCACCAAAGAUUUCUGCUGCAUCAAUGGUGAUAGCUUUGGUAAUUGAGCUCCAGACGUCCCUCAAUGCCAGAGCUCAGGACUUACACGACGUGGUUUCAUCAAACCUUGGCCAUGAUGCGAGGACAGCAAAGAUUCUCGGCCUACAGUGUGAGUCUCUCAAAGAGCACGCUACACAAACUGGCUCAGAUCUCCACUCUCUUCGGGAGCAUCUUCAGAACUUGGGCGUCAUCGGAUGA
Messenger RNA from Fusarium graminearum PH-1, 645 nucleotides. RefSeq lists its product as uncharacterized. The record is from RefSeq and is a predicted model, not a curated record. The transcript has 2 exons. Bases 1 to 645 code for a protein of 214 amino acids. NCBI's taxonomy places the organism in Eukaryota, Fungi, Ascomycota, Sordariomycetes, Hypocreales, Nectriaceae.